AUGGACCCCGAUGAACGUUUGUCUAAUUGGGUAUUUGGAAACUACAGUGAAGGUUAUAUCUGCAACUUCUCUGGCGUGAAAUGCUGGGGUAGUGAACAGAAUAGGGUGCUAAGCAUCGAUCUUGGUGGGUAUGGUCUUGAGGGAGAGUUUCCUAGUGGUGUUAAGGUAUGUUCUUCCAUGGAGAGUCUAAAUCUCACUGGAAACAACCUCUCUGACACUAUUCCAUCAGAUGUUUUCUCAUUUAUUCCAUAUCUUGUUACUCUAGACCUCUCUCACAAUAUAUUUUCUGUCUCAAGUCCAAGACUCCAAAACUUCUCAGUGGCCCACAAUGAUCUAGAUGGUCCAAUCCCAGAACUCACCAAUGGAAGCAACUUCCUCUGGAGCUUUGAGGACAAUCCGUAUCUCUGUGGUUUCCCUCUGGAUCCUUGCCAUGAUUCUUUCUAUUCCAUGGCUAUUGUUGCAGCCAACGUUUCUGCAGCUGCUCUGUUUCCUGUAGGUGCAUGCUUUGGCUGGUUCUAUGUUGGCAAGAAGCAGAAAACAACAGGAUAA
Eruca vesicaria subsp. sativa (arugula) is the source of this 549-nucleotide messenger RNA. The record is from the annotation of a GenBank genome assembly. NCBI's taxonomy places the organism in Eukaryota, Viridiplantae, Streptophyta, Magnoliopsida, Brassicales, Brassicaceae.